Cannabis sativa is the source of this 1659-nucleotide messenger RNA. Its product is annotated as UDP-glycosyltransferase 89A2. The record is from RefSeq and is a predicted model, not a curated record. The transcript has a single exon. Bases 1 to 1440 code for a protein of 479 amino acids. NCBI's taxonomy places the organism in Eukaryota, Viridiplantae, Streptophyta, Magnoliopsida, Rosales, Cannabaceae. Gene Ontology annotation, molecular function: UDP-glycosyltransferase activity.
AUGGCGACUGGUGGCUCAAACCAGCCCCAUAUUCUGGUGUUUCCAUACCCAGCACAAGGCCACAUGCUCCCACUCCUUGAUCUCACCCACCAUUUGGCCCUCCAAGACUUUAUCAUCACCAUUAUAAUCACCCCCAAGAACCUCCCAACUCUACGCCCACUCAUCUCUGCUCACCCCAUCACUGUUCACACCUUGGUCCUCCCCUUUCCAGCCUACCCCAACUUACCCUCCGGCGUGGAGAACGUCAGGGACAUCGGCAAUGCCGGAAACUUUCCCAUAUCUAACGCCCUCGGAAAACUCAGGGAGCCCAUUAUCCACUGGUAUGAAUCCCAUCACAAUCCCCCUGUUGCCCUUAUCUCUGACUUUUUCCUUGGGUGGACUCUGCACCUUGCCCAGCAGAUUAAUAUUCCCAGGGUAGCCUUCUUCUCAUCUCAGGUUCUAUUAAGCUUUGUUCUUGAUCAGUGUUGUAGUGUUUUGAGUGCCUUGGAAAAGAGUUCUUGCUCGGUCGUGGAAUUCCCUGAUUUCCCUGGAUCCCCGUCCUUCAAAGAGGAACAUUUGCCUUCCAUAGUGCGGCUCUGCAGGGAAUCAAAACCAGACACUGAUUUCGUCAGAGAUGGCCUCAUGGCAAACUAUUCCAGCUGGGGUUGUGUUUUUAAUACCUUCGAAGAUUUAGAAGGAGAGUAUUUAAGAUACUUAAAGAAGAAAUUGGGUCACCGGAGAAUCUACGGGGUUGGCCCAUUAAGUUCACUUGGCAUUAGGGAAAGACCUGAUCCUGAGAACAAUCUAGAUUGUGCAAGCGUUCUGGCUUGGCUUGAUGAGUGUCCAGAUGACUCCGUACUCUAUGUUUGUUUUGGGAGUCAGAAGCUGCUAAAGAGGCAGCAAAUGGAGGCCUUGGCUUCUGCGCUUGAACAGAGCGGGAUCCAGUUCAUAUGGGUCGUGAAAACUGGCACCGCCGAGCAGGUUACAGCAGGGAUUGGUGUUGUUCCAGAUGGAUUCGAGGAGAGAAUAGGUAAGAAGGGAUUGGUUGUAAAGAGUUGGGCGCCACAGGUGAUGAUACUGGGCCACCGAGCUGUGGGAGGAUUUCUAAGUCACUGUGGAUGGAACUCGACACUGGAAGGCAUAGAAGCUGGGGUGAGGAUAUUGGGAUGGCCCAUGGAGGCCGACCAGCAUGUAAAUGCUAGGCUGCUGGUGGAGUGCAUGGGUAUAGCUACCAGGGUGUGCGAGGGAGCAGAUGCAGUGCCUGAACCUGCUGAGCUGGGAAAGGCGAUAGCCAAAUCCAUGAGUGAGAAUGCACCUGAGAAAAUGAAAGCCAAAGAGUUCAGAGAGAAGGCUCUUGCAGCAGUGAGCGACAGUGGGAGCUCUUUGAACGAUUUGGAUGAGCUUGUGAGAGAGUUGUGUCAGCUCCAUAAGCCUGUUGCAAAUGAGAUGGUGAAGCAAUGAACUUGAGAGAGUGAAAGACGAGGAGGUGAAUACAAGAAUAAGAUAGUGCGAAUAUCAAAAUUAUGUUUAAAUCUAUUAUGAUAUUAACUUGUACUAAAAUGUUUGUGAAUCUAAGAUUGUAUGGCCAAUUGAACUAGAGCUGCGUAAAGAAUAAUUAUAAUUUGUGCCCUGAGUCUCAUCAAUAAAAUCCGCACAGAUGUGCCAAGACUAUUAAUCUAA